Fulvia fulva is the source of this 477-nucleotide messenger RNA. RefSeq lists its product as uncharacterized. The transcript has 2 exons. NCBI's taxonomy places the organism in Eukaryota, Fungi, Ascomycota, Dothideomycetes, Mycosphaerellales, Mycosphaerellaceae. The record is from RefSeq and is a predicted model, not a curated record. Bases 1 to 477 code for a protein of 158 amino acids.
AUGAUGGUCUUCCUUGUGAUGAAAUGGUGUUUGCAGAGUCGAUGUCGUGAUGGAUCGUCACCCGCCGUGGAAGUCACACGAACAGCUCCACGGCUCCUGAUGCGCGUAACCCUGAUUCUCGCCUUGGAUGCUGAUGGCAUCGCUGUCUCCAACGAGCUAGAUCUUAGUCACUAUGUGGACACUCGGCUCUCAAAAAACGAUGCAUACAUCGAAUGCCCAUCUACUUGCACGAAACUAGAGGUACGACUCCGCCUGCCUACGGCACACCCACCCUACAAAGAUCCCUGCCCUACUCUACGUCAACAGCCGGUGCAUCUACAGCAGAUCAAGAUACGACAUUUAGCAUUUUCGAGCGACGUGUAUCACGAUUCUACAGCUGGAGGUUCGAGAGAUGAAUUCGGUAGAGUCGUUUCCGAGUAUGCCGGCACAGUCUUCAAGCUACGUACGCCCGAUGGGACGGCUGGCAUCUACUCCUGA